Fragaria vesca subsp. vesca is the source of this 1036-nucleotide messenger RNA. Its product is annotated as ras-related protein RABH1e-like. The transcript has 6 exons. The record is from RefSeq and is a predicted model, not a curated record. Bases 108 to 731 code for a protein of 207 amino acids. Gene Ontology annotation, molecular function: GTPase activity; GTP binding. Lineage: Eukaryota; Viridiplantae; Streptophyta; Magnoliopsida; Rosales; Rosaceae.
CAAAAAACAAAAAAGACACGGUUUCUUUUCAGAGUCAUAUUCUUCUUCUUCUUGUUCCUCUAAGCUCUGAGAUUCAGAUCCAAAAAAACCAUUCAAGAAUCUCGAAAAUGGCGACGGUGUCCCCUCUGGCCAAAUACAAGCUCGUCUUCCUCGGCGAUCAGUCCGUCGGCAAAACCAGCAUCAUCACCCGCUUCAUGUAUGACAAAUUCGACACAACCUAUCAGGCUACGAUUGGAAUUGAUUUUCUGUCCAAAACAAUGUACCUUGAAGAUCGGACAGUUCGUUUGCAGCUUUGGGAUACUGCAGGGCAAGAGAGAUUUAGGAGUCUCAUUCCAAGCUACAUCAGGGAUUCUUCUGUUGCUGUAAUCGUCUAUGAUGUAGCUAAUAGACAAUCAUUUUUGAACACUAAUAAAUGGAUUGAAGAAGUAAGGACAGAACGGGGUACUGAUGUCAUUAUCGUGCUUGUUGGGAACAAAACCGAUCUUGUAGAUAAGAGACAAGUUUCUAUAGAGGAAGGAGAUUCCAAAUCUCGGGAGUUUGGAGUCAUGUUCAUAGAAACCAGCGCCAAAGCAGGAUUCAAUAUCAAGCCUCUAUUCCGUAAGAUUGCUUCUUCGUUGCCGGGGAUGGAAACCCUUUCCUCCACAAAACAGGAAGAUAUGGUUGAUGUAAACCUGAAGCCCACUGUUAAUUCAUCCAACGCCGAUCAGCAAGGAGGAGGUUGUGCAUGCUAGGCUAUUCAUUUUACUGAAAAGACAAAGAGGAAGCAGUUAGUAUAAUUCAUGUUCAGCCAACAUAGAUCUGAUUUGAGUUUUGAGGUUGUAUCGUUUAGGGGCAUAGUGCUUUCUGUUCCAUUUGUGUAAUGAGGUUAUGUUAAAGUGUUUAUAGGAACACUAAAGGUACGUGGCAAUUGUUCCAUUUGUGCUAACCUACUAAAUUGUGACGAUUUGGAAUUCAGUGUGUUAUAUUUCCAUUACUAUUAUAUUCCAUUCGGAUGAUGUGAAAAGAACCCUCCAUAUGAUUUUACAUCAUUUCUUAC